CAAGCCUUCACUGUAGUAGGACUGGUGAAAACGGUAGCCGGAUGGGGUGCAGUGGUGCUACAGUUCAUCUGGGAUGCUUCAUCGUCUUAUAUAUAUAUUAACACCAGCCGCUGUUUAAAUUAACACAAUGAACGCGUUAGCAAUAGUUUUUGCCAAUUGUAAAUAGUUCGUAAUUAUAGCGUUAAAUGCCAACCCAUUGUGAAUCAUUGUAAUCUGUUACGCUCUUGGGAUCACCUCCAGACAUCAGUGUCUUCAUUACCAUUGAUUUAUCGAAAUGAAAGUGACGGUGGAUUUUGAAGAAUGUCUCAAAGAUUCGCCUCGGUUCCGGGCCACAGUAGAAGAGGUGGAGGGAGACGUUGGAGGGCUGGAGCCAAAACUUGACAAGCUGGUAAAGUUGUGUAUAGGGAUGAUAGAUGCUGGACGAGUGUAUAACCAGGCCAAUAAACAGUUUGUGAAUGGAAUCAGAGAAUUGGCACUCCAGUCCACCAGAGAUGAGGUCAUCGGGUCCAGUUUAGCUGCAUUUGCAGAGACUCUUCAGGAAAUGAACAACUAUCACACAAUAUUGUUUGAUCAAGCCCAGCGGUCCAUAAAGUCUCAACUUCAGGCUUUUAUAAAGGAAGAUUUAAAGAAGUUUAAAGAUGCUAAGAAGCAGUUUGAUAAGGUGAGCGAGGAGAAGGAAGUAGCUCUGGUGAAGAACGCUCAGGUGCCUCGUAACAAACAGCACGAGGUGGAGGAGGCCACCAACAUCCUGACCACCACACGCAAGUGUUUCCGUCACAUCGCCCUGGAUUAUGUGCUGCAGAUAAAUGUCCUUCAGUCUAAAAGAAGACUGGAAAUCCUCAAAUCGAUGUUGUCCUAUAUGAACUCCAACCUGACAUUUUUUCAUCAAGGAUAUGAUUUGUUUUCUCAACUUCAGCCAUUAAUGAAGCAGCUCGGUGCCCAGUUGGAUCAGCUGGUGGUGGAUUCAGCAAGGGAAAAGCGGGACAUGGAGCAGAAACACUCAACUAUCCAACAAAAGGCUGCUUUGCAGGACUUCUCCAAUGAUGACACAAAACUAGAGUAUAAUGUGGAUACAGAUAAUGGAAUUGCUAUGGAGGGAUAUCUCUUUAAAAGAGCAAGCAACGCCUUUAAAUCCUGGAACAGGCGCUGGUUCUCCAUUCAGAACAGUCAGCUGGUUUAUCAGAAGAGAUUUAGGGAUAACCCCACUGUAGUGGUGGAGGAUCUGAGACUCUGCACUGUGAAACACUGUGAGGAUUUGGAGCGCCGCUUCUGUUUUGAAGUUGUGUCCCCUUCCAAGAGCUGGAUGAUGCAGGCUGACUCGGAGAAGCUGCGGCAGGCGUGGAUCAAAGCCGUUCAGAACAGCAUCGCUACGGCUUACAGAGAGAACGGAGAGGAAGAUGCUGUCAGUUUGGACAGGCAGUCAUCUGCGUCUCUGGGCAGUCUGGACUCAGGCUGCGAGUCGGUAAAGCCAGUUAAGGUUGAAAGUGCUCUCCAGAGGGUGCAGGCCAUCCCUGGAAAUGAGUUCUGUUGCGAUUGUGGACAAUCUGAUCCACGCUGGGCCAGCAUCAACCUCGGCAUCACGCUGUGUAUCGAGUGCUCAGGCAUUCACAGGAGUUUAGGCGUUCACAAUUCAAAGGUGCGAUCUCUCACGCUGGAUUCGUGGGAGCCUGAGUUACUUAAGUUAAUGUGUGAGCUGGGCAAUAGUGUCAUUAAUCACAUAUAUGAAGCUCGAAGAGAGGAGAUGGGUGGCAAGAAGCCUCAGCCUGGAGAUCCCAGACAGGAAAUUGAAGCCUUCAUCCGAGCUAAGUAUGUAGAAAAGAGGUUUGUCCUGAAACCCACGGCUCAGCAGCAAAAGGAAAAGAUCAUGGCGUUGAGGAAACAAGACAAGCGUGUGAAGGGAAACAUAGAGUUUCUGCCCCCGCGGCCGCCCCCUCCGACACCCAAACUCCGUACCACCUCGAACACUUCAGCUUCCCUUAGUGGUCAGGAGGUGCGGCGCGACUCGCUGUUCUGCCCUGAUGAGCUUGAUUCUCUCUUCUCCUACUUUGACACGUCCUCAAAGCUGCGGAGCCUGAGGAGUGCAGACAGUGGUAUUCAGAACAGUGCAGAUGGGAGCAGAGAGAUGUUGGCCUCCACCUCAUCCAGCAACAGCCUGAGUGAAGCAGAGCCCCAGGAGUCUGAUUCGCCCAUGUCUGUAAAUCAGACAGACUCUCCUUCUGUGUUCUCUGAGAUGACUGAUUUCUCGGCGGGACCUCUGCUGUAUUGGGCGUCCUGCGCCUGCAGUUUGACAGACAUGGUGGAGGCGUUGGCUCACGGAGCCGAUGUCAACUGGGUCAACGGUGAAGACAACAAUCUGACUCCACUCAUACAAGCCGUACAGGGGGGUUCACUGAUCCCAUGUGAGUUCCUGCUUCAAAACGCUGCCAAUGUGGACCAGCAGGAUAUUCGUGGCAGAGGACCACUGCAUCACGCCACCAUACUUGGUCACACGGGUCAAGUUUGUCUGUUUCUGAAGCGAGGGGCUAAGCAGAACACUGUGGACGUUGAUGGCCGAAGUCCGCUGUCCAUCGCGGUAGAGGCGGCAAAUGCAGACAUUGUCACUCUGUUACGUCUGGCAAAGAUGAAUGAGGAGAUGAGAGGUACAGAGGUACCGUCAGGUCAAUACUCUCAUUCCCAGGGUCACACCGAGCAACAGUAUAAAAAAUGUAUUCAAGAAUUUAUAACUUUAGAACUACAGGAGUAGUAAAGCAGAAAACACCAUCAGCAUUAGAUCAAAAUCUCAGAUCACGUAUGCUGUAAUGCAUUUACACUGGACGUCGCGGCAUAGAAAUCUUACUGUUGUAUAUUUAACAAACAAACAUCACCCAUUAGUUGUUUUUUUACACAGCAUCAGCAUCUAAGUGAUGUCACUGGCCAGCAGUCACCAGACAGCACAAAUACUUUUCUCUUUUUACAAAUAUACAUAGUUUUUGUACAUUUUCUGAUUCAAAAUUGAUCACACUGGUGCUUGUUUUAGACCUAAUGAAUAUCUGGUCUAUUGUAUUUCUAAAAUCAAAUGAAGUACUAGUUAGAAAUCACUUAUUUUAACAUCAAGAUGGUGCUUGUUUGUUCCUGAGCUGGUUUAAACGUUUUGUCUGGCAUCAGUAUUUUUGAAUCUAUUACUUUAGGAUUAUCAUACAUGUCAAUCGCUCAGAGUAACUGUAACCUUUGAUGUAAAUUUUAAAUUCAAUCUUGUUACUCAUCUUUAUAUCACUGACCAUGUUUACAUGCUCAUGCUUAAGGAAGAACAGCAAAAGCUGAGGAGCUCAGAUGUAAAAGUCGCUAAAUGUCAAAAAUUUGAUAAUGAAAUUAACCAAAUGUUCUGGGUGCGUGUUACGUUUAUCAAAUACUUUUGCUUCAAAUACACUUAAUCCCAGACUAAGGCUAUUCAGAAAUACUGCUUUGUUGGCAGAAUCCACUAAAUGCAACUUUAAAUUUCCAGCAAAGUCCACUAGGGGCCCAAAAGAUUAAUUGGAUGGACGACAGCAUGCAAAACGAGCGUGGAUCACAUUCAAACUUGGUUGCUUGUCAGUACUUAAAGGAAAACACCACAGUUUUUCAAUAUUUUACUAUGUUCUUACCUCAACUUAGACAAAUGAAUACAUACCUGUCUUUUUUCAAUGUGUGCACUUAAUCUUUGUACAGCGCGUCGUGUAUGUGUUAGCAUUUAGCCUAGCCCCAUUCAUUCCUAUGGCUCCAAAGAGGGAUGAAUUUAGAAGCCACAAACACUUCCACGGUUUCCCUAUUUAAAGACUGUUACAUGAGUAGUUACACGAGUAAGUAUGGUGGCACAAAAUAAAACUUUUGUUUGGAGCCAUAGGAAUGAAUGGGGCUAGGCUAAAUGCUAACACAUUCAAGAAACGCUGUACAAAGAUUAAAAGUGCACGCAUUGAAAAAAGAUAGGUAUGUAUUAAUUCAUCUAAAUUGAGGUAAGAACAUAGUAAAAUAUUGAAAACACGGUGGUGUUUUCCUUUAAACAUGAAUACAAACCAAAUGUGAUAGUCACAUAUAUCACAGCGCCCCCUAAUGUGUGGUUCAGUUUCUUUUAUUUACAUUCUGGCUUUCAUCAUUUCCAAUGUUUUUAAGGGGCUGUUUACACUUGGUAUUAAGAUGUGUUUUCAUCGAUCGGAUCACAAGUGGACGAGAGAGACACAUUAUGUUUACACCUGGUAUAUAAAUCGGUCUCUUUUGUCCACUUUUGACCGCUUCUGUGCUGAAUACUGUGAGGGGGUGGUCUGUGAGACGGUGGGCGAGUCUCUCCGCUGUCAUUUAAAUGCGAGCGGAAGUAAUUAUGAGUUUAUAUGGAUGCAAACUGCACAGAGUUUUGCACGUGUGUAUGUAAGAGCUUUCUCUGAAUUUUCAGCGCAAUUGAUGAAAUAGGAUCGUGCAACUUUCACACGCUUUCAAAACGAAACUACAGAUAUCAGCCGCUUUAGUUUUAUCAAUGAAAGGCUAAAAAUAGCGCUGUUCACCGCAUGUUCAAGCCAGAAGUCAAAAAAGACGUAAAACAGUGUGUUCAGUAUCUCAAGAUUAGAUAAAUGGGCGGAGAGAAGGCGGUCGUGUGUGGCUGUUCGAACACAUUCAACCAUUUGUGCGUUCCGUAACUCCAAAGCGAUCCGAUCGAAAGUGGUUUCAACUACCUCUGGAUGUGGUUGAAAGUGGUCGAAAGUGGACGAGCUCAAAACGUUUUAAACACCGUUUACACCUGGCAUUAACGUCAUCCACUUGUGAUCCGAUCGACGAAAACGCAUGUUAAAGUGUAAACAGCCUCUGUACUAGUUGCAUCUUUAGUGUUUUGCAGAUGUUUACUAUGUCUUGUCCAAAGAAAUAUAGCAAAUAUAGACGGUUUCAGCUGUAACAACAUAAACAAGCGGCUGUCGUGGUCCGCACGUAACUUCCGGUAAACUCUGCUAAGAAUAAAUAACAACAAAGUUCUUUAAACGUAGUUUAUUUAUAUAACAAGCAAAAUAAACAACACCUAGGAAACCAAAACAUUUGUUAUUUUCGACGAGGCAUUUGUUCAAGAGAUACUAGUCAGACCAUAAAAAAACGAAACCGGAAGUAAAGUUCGGAUCCAGACGUGUAUCGCAUCAGCUCACGUGCAUCCGAUGAAAUGCAGAAAUAUAGCAAAAUAAAGGCAGGAUAUGGAUCUUAAUCUGAGAAAUAAUGUGUUUGUAAAUGUGGUCAUUGAUACAUACAAUGCUCUGGUUGAACGACACUGUUUGGCAUUUAUGUGCAGGGACACACCUAAAUGUAUAAUUCAUUGAAAAACAAAUGGCUUUGGAUUCAUUUAGCAAGGUGGCCUUUGAGCAUACGCGAUAAUACUUAUUGGGUUAAAUGUAAGUGUGUCUUAUGAAUGCCAGUUUUGGUGACCAAUUUUGAACUUGAGUUGGAAUUGCUUUCAUCUACCUCAAGCCAAACACAUUAAAGACAUUUUUAAUGAAAUUCAUGAUGAGACAAACACUUUGAUCACCAGUUCAGAGAAUUUCAAUCCAAAUUUUGUGCAAAGGUCUUUUGAGAAGCAGAUUUGAUGUCUGUCCUCAGUCAUUGAUUUAUUAUCAUAACUUGUAAGCAUGUGCUUGUGAAUUGAUAUGUGUCGUUCAUAGAUAUGACAGCAACCUCUGGCCAGGUGCUAAUUUUAAAUAAUGCUUUUUACUUAUAAUUGUAUAAGCUAUAAUACUGUAUGUAAACACUACAACAUCAUGGGUCAUCAUAUAACCUAAUGUAAACUCAUUGUACGAAGCACAUUUUGAGUUACCGGACCAGUUAAACGAAAACCAGCAUACUUAUGUGGAAUUUGUUGGACCAAUUAUGGAUUUUGCCCACUGUUAAAAUGGUUUUAUAUGUUUUUCUGAGCUAACCAAUCCCAAGCUAUAAGAAUUUGCUAUAGACAAACAUUUUGAAUUUUAGCUUAUAAUCACAGUGUCAACAUGUUGGUAUAGUAAUGUGUUUAUGUUGCUUUAGAAUGUCUUGUAUAAUGCAGUCUAUGAUCGGUGGGAAAUUUGUGCUGAGCAUUUUCUUGCGCACACGAGGACGCUUUUAUCCAAAGCCACUUUUUCAGAGCAUUGCAAGGUAUACAUUUUUUGAUCAGCAUGUGUUUGAAUCCAAGACAUUUUGCAAUGCUGUACCUGUACCACUGAGCUAUACAGAAGCAACAAUACUGUUUUACAUACUUAAAAUAAUAGUAUGCAGUAUGUAUAUAUUGCUUAGUAGAUAUCAAGUAGUAGCAAUACACUGUAUUCACUGCAUAUGUAACACUGUGGCUGUAUGUAAAAGCAUCUGUAUUUUACUUUCUAUUCAUCUGUUUUGUGCAAUGUUGCUUUAAUCGUAGAGUACAGUACAUACACCGAGUGUUGACGUGUCUGUAUGGAAACAUGUAAAGUGAAAUAUAGGCAGGCUGCAUUCCUCUUGAUUUCUUGUUUCUAAACUAAAAGUAGUUUAGGAAAAUCUGGAGUGCCGUUGUUCUGCUUAAAUGAAGAAGUUGAAUGAUACUGUCUGGAAUGGAAACUCAUAAACUGCUUGGAGAAAAGGGCUCAAUGAAUGAUUGGAGUCUGUGAAUUCCUGGUGCGAUGAUUGUCUGUAUUGAACUAGAUGAGACAAACCGUAGUAGAGACUUGAUCACAGUAUUUGAAUGUUAGAUGAUCCAUAGUAUGUGAGAAACAUGUGGAUGUACAGUAUGAUGUUGUAUCUUUACUGUACUAACAGCAGGGUGACCUUAUGCACACUGUAAAAAGAUCUUUGCUGCCUUAAAUUCUUUUGUUUAAUCAACUCAUUUUGAUUAAUUGACAAAUAACUUUAAUUUAUCUUAACUAGAGAUGAGUUUUAUAACUUAUAAAAAAUAGUUGAAAUAAGUUAAUAAAUUGUAGCAACUUAUGAAGGCAGCAAAGACUAUUUACAGUGCAUGACACGGCUGUUUCUCUCCUAUACACCUUCACUCCAGAGAUUGUGCCUUUUCUGUUCUUUCAUUUUAAUUUUCAAUUUGCACUUUAAAUAAUAAAUCUUCUGGUUGUUGGCAA
This is a messenger RNA of Misgurnus anguillicaudatus (oriental weatherfish), 7055 nucleotides long. RefSeq names its product ArfGAP with coiled-coil, ankyrin repeat and PH domains 2a (gene acap2a). Gene Ontology annotation, cellular component: cytoplasm. NCBI's taxonomy places the organism in Eukaryota, Metazoa, Chordata, Actinopteri, Cypriniformes, Cobitidae. The record is from RefSeq and is a predicted model, not a curated record. Gene Ontology annotation, molecular function: protein binding; GTPase activator activity.